Molecule: messenger RNA, 741 nt
Organism: Anguilla anguilla (European eel)
Lineage: Eukaryota; Metazoa; Chordata; Actinopteri; Anguilliformes; Anguillidae
Gene: pde6gb
Product: phosphodiesterase 6G, cGMP-specific, rod, gamma, paralog b
Exons: 4
Coding region: 198-461 (87 amino acids)
Biological process (GO): positive regulation of G protein-coupled receptor signaling pathway; positive regulation of epidermal growth factor receptor signaling pathway; visual perception
Cellular component (GO): photoreceptor outer segment membrane
Molecular function (GO): 3',5'-cyclic-nucleotide phosphodiesterase activity; cGMP binding
Source: RefSeq, a predicted model, not a curated record
CCUAGCAGCUGUCACUGUGCGCCACAGACACCACGCUCACGCCCAGCAACCAGCCGACCGCCAGCCGCCACCGUCCCACCUGUUUUCAUCUUGCUGAGACACAUCACCUGUUGAGCGUGGCUACGACUUGCCCCCACCAAGCAGCACACCAUCAAGCUCCACUUUCCCCAUCGCCGUGACAACACAGCCCCCCAGCCAUGAACCUAGAACCCCCCAAGCCUGAGGUGAAGUCCGCCACACGCGUCACCGGCGGCCCGGCCACACCCCGCAAGGGACCCCCCAAAUUCAAGCAGCGGCAGACCCGCCAGUUUAAGAGCAAACCCCCGAAGAAGGGGAUCCAAGGAUUUGGAGAUGACAUCCCUGGAAUGGAGGGAUUAGGCACUGACAUCACUGUGAUCUGUCCGUGGGAGGCCUUUAAUCACCUGGAGCUGCAUGAGCUGGCUCAGUAUGGCAUCAUCUGAGUCCUCCAGCUUCCCACAAUCCCCCUCCACCACACAUUUUCUGGAUGCAGCUAUAAGAGUACAAUGUGUACUUUACCCAACAAAACCAAGAACAGCAACCAUUAUAAAAACUAAAAGGAAAGAAAGUCUCCAAAAAAACCUUACUGUCCUGCUCUUCAUAAUUUCUCUCUGUUUCCAAAGUUCACAUCCACCUUUGCUAUUAAUAACCCCUCCCCAUAGUCAUUCUGUAGAGACCAGCCUGCCAAUAACUGUUCUCUCAUCUCUGCUGCUCUGCUCUUCU